Molecule: messenger RNA, 2228 nt
Organism: Larimichthys crocea (large yellow croaker)
Lineage: Eukaryota; Metazoa; Chordata; Actinopteri; Sciaenidae
Product: piggyBac transposable element-derived protein 4
Exons: 2
Coding region: 204-2171 (655 amino acids)
Source: RefSeq, a predicted model, not a curated record
CAGGAUAAAUCCACUGUUGCUCCAGGUGGGGUUUGAGGGCGAAACAGUGUCGCAGCUGUGACAGAGGCGUGCCUGGUGCUGGGGUAUUGGGGUAAGAGCCAGCUCUUCUUAGGGAGCUGAGCCAAAAGAGCCGAAUCUUUGAAAAGAGCUGGACUUCCCAUCACUGUUUGGGACAGCCAAUAGCUACUUUCUUUUCGGAAGAGAUGGCAAAACUGGCGGGAGUACUCAUUGUAGAGAUGGCGACAGAGCAGAAGAGCACGCAGGAGAUGGCGACAGAGCAGAAGAGCACGCAGGAGAUGGCGACAGAGCAGAAGAGCACGCAGGAGAUGGCGACAGAGCAGCAGGAGAUGGCGACAGAGCAGAAGAGCGCGCAGGAGAUGGCGACAGAGCAGGACAGCGCGCAGACAGAGCAGGACAGCGCGCAGGAGACGGCGACAGAGCAGGACAGCGCGCAGGAGAUGGCGACAGCGCAGAAGAGCGCGCAGGAGAUGGCGACAGCGCAGAAGAGCGCCCAGGAGGAUGAGGAUGGCUCUUCAUCCUCCACCGAGGACUCUGAGUCUGAGGAGGAGGACGAGGGCUCAGAGGUAGACCCAGACAAGCUGGAGUCAGAGUCCGACUCAUCUGAAGACUCAUCUGAAGAGGAGGACAGAGAGAAAAUGGAUGAACCGACGGCAGGGUGGACUUCAAAAAAUGGUAAAAUAGUUUGGUCUCCCACAAACGAUGAGACGCUGCGCUACGUCCCUCAAACCAAAGGUCGUUUGACCCCAGGGCCUACACACUAUGCCAUCGCCCGGAUCAGUGACCCGCUGUCCAGCUUUGCACUGCUGCUGACGGAUGAAAUCCUGCAGUAUAUCGUGGACAUGACAAACCUGCAGGGGAGACGCUCAGUCGCAGGCUGGCGAGAUGUGGACAAAGAGGAGCUGCAGGCGUACGUGGGAUUGCUCGUUUUGUCCGGUCUUUACAGGUCAAGGAAUGAAUCAACCCUCAGCCUGUGGGGCGAGAAAUGGGGACGGGCCAUUUUCCGGGCAACGAUGUCCCACAAAAGAUUUCACCACCUCAGCCGAGCGCUGCGCUUCGACAACGAGCAAUCCCGACGACGUUCACGUGAUGACAGGAUGGCUGCCUUCCGCAAAGUCUGGGAUAUGUGGACGCACCGCCUGCCGAUGCUGUUCAACCCAGACAGGGACAUCUGCGUGGAUGAACAGCUUGUCCCAUUCAAAGGCAAGUGCAGCUUCAGACAGUACAUGCCAAAAAAGCCGGCCAAAUAUGGCAUAAAGAUUUGGGCUACCUGUGAUGUCAAAACAUCCUACGCCUGGAGACUGCAGGUGUACACAGGCAAAGUAGGUGGCAAACCUGAAGUCAACCAGGGGAUGAGGGUGGUCCUGGAUAUGACACAGGGCCUUAAGGGAAACAUCAUUACCUGUGACAACUUUUUCACCUCCUUUGCACUGACAGAGGAGCUGCUCAAGAGGAAACUGGCCCUGGUUGGCACAAUUCGCCGAAACAAGCCUGAGCUUCCCCCUAAUCUGCUCCAGGCAAGAGCGGUCUUCUCCUCCAUGUUUGCUUUUACGAAGAACCACACACUGGUGUCUUACAUCCCCAAGCGGGGCAAGAAUGUGCUGCUCCUGAGCACCAAACACCGCAGUCCAGACAUCAGCGACGAAAUGAAGAAAAAGCCAAUCAUAAUCCAUGAUUACAACAGAUGCAAAGGAGGUGUUGACACCCUUGAUAAGGUUGUUGCCACCUACUCCUGCAGAAGGAAAACACAGAGUUGGCCACUGGCCCUCUUCCACAACCUGAUUGACGUUUCACUUUACAAUGCCUAUGUCCUGUGGAAAUCAGUCGACCCAUCCUGGCACCAGCAGAAGUCACACAGGAGGAGGCUCUACAUUCAAGAGGUGGGAGAAAUGCUGGUGACCCCACACAUCAAAAAGAGAGGGCGCCUUCCCCGCUCAUCAGCCGCGAAUGAAUUGGUCAAAAAUCUGCAUAUUGCUGCUGCAGGCCCCUCUCCCAUCAUUAAAGCUAAGGGCGGCAGGAGGCUGUGCAACCUUUGCACGGGUAAAAAGAAAAGGGUUUCAAAAUCCUGCGGCAAUUGUGGGAGGUUCACAUGCAAGGACCACCGUCUGAUCGUUUGCAGUGCCUGCUGCGUUUCACCUGAGUUCGAAUCCUAGACACAUACUCUCUCUCUCUCUCUCUCUCUCUCUCUCUCUCUCUCUCUCUCUCUCUCU